Molecule: messenger RNA, 303 nt
Organism: Racocetra persica
Lineage: Eukaryota; Fungi; Glomeromycota; Glomeromycetes; Diversisporales; Gigasporaceae
Source: the annotation of a GenBank genome assembly
CCUAUUUUGAAGUAUUGUUCUUCAUGUCAUUCUAAUAAAUCUGCUAAUUUAUUUGAAGCUAAUAAAAAAUCUUGUUUACUAUAUUUAAAUUGGUUAAAUGAAGGAUAUAAAAGAAAGCGUGAAGAACAAUAUGUAGAUGAUAUUUAUGAUAUGCAGAAGAAGGUUAUUGAGUCAGAGAAAGUCAAAGAUAUUGUUUAUCAAGAAUCUAUAGAUGUUGAAGAAGGUGGACAAAUAAAUUUAAAAGUGGUUAUAAAUUUUUCUAGUAUGAUAAAUGAGGACACUAGUGUAUUAGCAUUUGAAAUU